Messenger RNA from Trichomonas vaginalis G3, 1647 nucleotides. Its product is annotated as HSC70CB, isoform G-related family. Gene Ontology annotation, cellular component: nucleus; cytosol. The record is from RefSeq and is a predicted model, not a curated record. Gene Ontology annotation, biological process: protein folding. Bases 1 to 1647 code for a protein of 548 amino acids. NCBI's taxonomy places the organism in Eukaryota, Parabasalia, Trichomonadida, Trichomonadidae. The transcript has a single exon. Gene Ontology annotation, molecular function: ATP-dependent protein folding chaperone; ATP binding.
AUGUUAUUUAUUUUACUAUCUUCAUCAUUAGCACACUAUAUAAACUUCGAUAUUGGAUCACAAUUUGUUCGUGGAGCAAAGAUUUGGGCAUCAGGAACCCCUUCAAUGGUUUCAAAUCGUCAAGGCUCAACAAUGACUCCUAAUUCUGUGAGUUUCAAGACAAAAGAUGUCCCUGAUGGUCACUUAAAAGCAGACAAUAUCUCAAAUCUUCAAGUUAAAUACGGAAAUCCUUCAAUUCAAAAUCUGAAAUACAAUCCAUCAACAGGAUCACCAUAUUUAGGUUAUUUGUUAGGUCGAAACAACACAGAUGGCAUCGAGAUACCAAAGAUUGCCACAUCAUCAGAGCUUUUUUCAUUAUUAAUCCAAGAUCUUCUUUCUUCGAAAGAAUUCAUUGGCUAUGAAGGAGUUUCAUUUACAAUUCCAGCCUACUAUACAUAUAAUCAGCGCAAAGAUAUCAUGAGAGCCAUCUAUAUUGCUAAUAUUCCUUUCUUAGGACUUUUUGAUGACUUCCACGCCAUCUCAUACGCAUAUGCACAUAAGAAUCUCGAUAGAUUUUCCGGAAAGAACCAUUCCGUCUUGUUUAUUGACGUUGGAGCCUCUCAUGCUUCUGCAUUUCGUGUAGAUUUUUAUUUGAACGAGACAGGAUAUAUUGCAAACCUUACAUCUUAUGAAUGGUCGGAAGAAACAGGAAGCUUCGCGUUUGCACGAGCUUUGGCCAAAGAAAAAUCGAUUUCUUUCAGAAAAGCAAUGAAAUUAGUCCAAAACGGAAGAGUUGAAGCAGAAACAAUAUCAAACGAACUUGAUGAACUCCAGAGAAUCAUCAAUAUAGCUCUAAAUGGCGAAAAAGUUGAUUUAGUCCAGUUAAUUGGCGGAGCUUCGAAAUUAUCUUUAGUUGAAGAAGCAGUUAAAACCGCAACACAAAUGGAAAUAAGUAGAGAACUUGCUUAUGUUGAUACAAACGCUCUAGGAGGUGCUUUAAUGGCUCAAAUCAUGGCAACUAACAUGGAAUGGCCAGUUCUGAUCAUUAGAUGCCCAAUUUACACCAUGGAUGUUCGCUGCAAGUCCGUGUCCCAGCAUUAUUGCGAUAAAGGAGGCAAAUGCGUCAAAAUGAUGAAAUUAGAUGACACAAUUUGCAAUGAUAUCGUAUUUGAAGCUGAUAAAUCUGAGAUUCCAAUAGGAACAGACCCAAAGAUCGCCGAAUUUCACUUAGACAACAUAAGUAAAUUCGAUCAUCUCAAAGGUGAUAGCAUAAAUGGCUUUUUAGAGCUUGAUCCCCCUCUUCCACAGCUUGUUUCUGUUGAUUGGUGCCUGUCUGCGACCUUGGAAUGCAAGCCAAUCAACUUUUCUACUUCGGUUCCUACUGAAGAAUUCGAAUCUUCAAAGGAUUUCGUAAAUUCUAUAAUCUCGUUUGAAAGUAGGACCAGAAAAGUUAUGGAAAUGAAGGCAAAAAUCAGAGUUUUGGCUGAUGAAUUAGUUUCUAACGCAAAAGGUGACGCAAUCGAAUCAGCGAAUAAGAUAUCAGAGAAAGUCACAAAGAUUGCUGACGAAAGUGAUGAUAUUCCUACUCUUGAAGACACAAUUAAGCAACUUAAAGAAUUAUAUGAGGAACAGGAAAAGUAUACAGCUGAUUUCAAUCCAGAAUUAUAA